AUGGCGUCCUCCUCCUCGUCGCAUCCCUCCUCGCACUUUGGACACCCGGUGUCGGACAAACUUACGCGGGACAAUUUCGUCUUGUGGAAAGCACAGUUCCUGCCGGCUGUUCGUGGCGCCAAGGUGCUCGGCAUCUUGGACGGAACUAUUUCUGAACCGCGACCAGUAAUAGAAGCUGAUGUCGACGGCAAGAAGAAGCAAAUCCCCAACCCAGAGCAUGACUCAUGGGUGGAAAAAGAUCAACAACUACUCAGUUACCUGGUGAACUCGGUCUCCAAGGAGGUCCUCGCUGGGAUUGCGACUGCAACGACUUCCGCUGAAGCAUGGAAGGCACUAGGAGUCAUGUUUGCAGCUCAAUCAAGAGCGCGGGUUACAAACCUACGCAUGCAAUUGGCCACUGCCAAGAAGGGAAGCCUGACGACGGCGGCCUAUUUCAACAAGAUGCAGAAUAUCAAGGAUGAACUUGCUUCAGCCGGCGUCACCGUCAAUGAUGACGAGGUUGUUGCUCAUAUACUCAAUGGUUUAGAUUUUGAUUAUCACCCGUUUGUUUCUUCUAUGAUGGGCCGAUCAGGGGAUCUUUCUCUUUCUGAGCUCUACUCGCUUCUAAUGGAGUAUGAUCUCCGACUCGAGAUGUAUCAAGGAACUGAGCAGCAUCAAUCCUCGGCAAAUGUGGCAUCUCGAGGUCGUGGAAACCGUGGACGCUCUGGGAGUCGCCAUAGUGGCGGCAGAUCAAAUCGAAGGUUUCCGGCAUCGAACAACAAUAACCAAAACUUCUCCAACAACCAAGGCAGCAACCAGCAAAGCAACAGGAAGACGCCGUGUCAAAUCUGCAAGAAAACAAACCAUGAAGCCAAGCAGUGCUACUUUCGCUAUGACGAAGAUGAGCAAUACCAUGGGCGACCCUCCGAAGCCUAUGGUGUGGACACAAAUUGGUAUGCUGACAGUGGGGCUACAAAUCAUGUGACUGGUGAAUUGGAGAAGCUCACAGUUCGAGAUUGUUACAGUGGGCAUGAUCAAGUCUACACUGCCAGUGGCACAGGACAAGGACACGAAAAAGAUCCUGUACCACGGUAGGUGUCGAGGCGGUCUCUAUCCGCUUUCAUCCAGUGCAUCUUCUAGAGGACAGAGGCCGAAUCCAGAAGCCCUUGCUGCUCAUACGCCAUCCACAUCCCUAUGGCAUAGCCGCCUUGGUCAUCCUGCUAUUCCGAUAGUUCAGAAGGUCAUUAGCUCAAAUAGUUUACCUUGCACUAGUAAUAAAAGUGUGGAGUCAGUCUGUGAUUCAUGUCAGCGGGCCAAGAGCCGUCAG
Setaria italica (foxtail millet) is the source of this 1306-nucleotide messenger RNA. RefSeq lists its product as uncharacterized. Bases 1 to 1074 code for a protein of 357 amino acids. The record is from RefSeq and is a predicted model, not a curated record. Lineage: Eukaryota; Viridiplantae; Streptophyta; Magnoliopsida; Poales; Poaceae. The transcript is spliced from 2 exons.